Molecule: messenger RNA, 883 nt
Organism: Pseudovirgaria hyperparasitica
Lineage: Eukaryota; Fungi; Ascomycota; Dothideomycetes; Acrospermales; Acrospermaceae
Product: ARF/SAR superfamily
Exons: 3
Coding region: 235-783 (182 amino acids)
Biological process (GO): vesicle-mediated transport; intracellular protein transport
Cellular component (GO): Golgi apparatus; cytoplasm
Molecular function (GO): GTPase activity; GTP binding
Source: RefSeq, a predicted model, not a curated record
CGUCCCGUACUUAGUACCUGUCUUUACUUUUGUCAGCGACCUAGUGUUUACAUAGGCUAGCUGUCUUUUCGUUCUUUGCUUUCCCUACUCAGCGCCUCAUCUAAAGAGUCUAUCAGCGACCUCUGCCGUAACUGUUCCUCUUACUAUUGACAUUAACGUCAACAGCCACAUCUACGCCCCUGAGCAUCAUUCGCAAGCAAAACUUUCGAGCAAGUGGUCGAACGAACAUACAAGAUGGGUGGCAUGAUAUCAAAGUUCACAGCGCUGUUAUGGUCGAAAAAGGAGAUUCGCAUAUUGAUUUUAGGACUGGAUAACGCUGGUAAAACGACUCUUCUCUACCGUCUUAAAAUUGGCGAAGUCGUAACCACAAUUCCCACAAUCGGCUUCAAUGUCGAAUCCGUCACAUACAAGAACCUAAAUUUUAACGUGUGGGAUCUUGGAGGGCAAACUUCAAUCAGGCCAUACUGGCGGUGCUACUACGCAAACACCGCAGCCGUAAUAUUCGUCAUCGAUUCCACAGACAUAGAGCGAUUGAACACAGCGAGUGAGGAGUUAGCGGCCAUGCUGAAUGAAGAAGAGCUGAGAGAUGCGGCGUUACUGGUAUUUGCGAAUAAACAAGACCAACCCGGCGCAAAAGGAGCGGGUGAGAUAAGCGAAGCGUUGAAGCUGGGAGAAUUAAAAGAUCGGAACUGGAGUAUCGUUGCUUGUAGUGCAAUCGAUGGAAGAGGUGUGGACGAAGGUAUGGAUUGGUUGGUGCAAACUGUACAGCAAGAGCAGUCAUGAAAGAUCGAGAAGAUGAGAAGACACCAUGCGAUACGUCUCAUAUAAUACAUAAUUCCAGCAUUUACGGCGUCAAAACGACAUGGCGAUACGUCGCUACAUU